Molecule: messenger RNA, 3727 nt
Organism: Danio aesculapii
Lineage: Eukaryota; Metazoa; Chordata; Actinopteri; Cypriniformes; Danionidae
Gene: ipo8
Product: importin 8
Exons: 25
Coding region: 88-3135 (1015 amino acids)
Biological process (GO): protein import into nucleus
Cellular component (GO): cytosol; nuclear envelope
Molecular function (GO): small GTPase binding
Source: RefSeq, a predicted model, not a curated record
UCCCUGUAAGAUCUGAGGCAUCAGAUCGUCCGCGCAUCUGUCCGAUAGUCCAAAGUUUAUUAAAAUUCAUCCACCCCUUCGGCCCUCAUGGAUCCCAAUCGAAUCAUACAGGCUCUGAAGGGCACCAUAGACCCCAAUCUCAGGCUCGCGGCUGAGAAUGAACUCAACCAGUCCUACAAGAUCAUCAACUUCGCCCCAACUCUUCUACAGAUCAUAGUGUCGGAGCAGGUGGAGUUUCCCGUGCGACAGGCAGCUGCCAUCUACCUGAAGAACAUGGUGAGUCAGUACUGGCAAGACCGGGAGCCCACACUGGGAGAGGUGGUGUUUCCCUUCAACAUCCACGAAAAUGACCGCGGACAGAUCCGGGAAAACAUGGUGGAGGCCAUUAUUCGCUGCCCCGAGUCCAUAAGGGCUCAGCUGAUGGUAUGUUUGCGGGCCAUAAUAAAGCAUGAUUUUCCUGGCCGGUGGACAGGUGUAGUGGACAAGAUUAACUUGUAUCUGCAGUCCCAGAACAGUGGCAGCUGGUAUGGCAGUCUGCUCGCGCUUUACCAACUCGUCAAAAACUAUGAGUUUAAGAAAGCCGAGGAGCGGGACCCGCUGUUAGCAGCCAUGCAGAUCUUCCUGCCGCGGCUCCAGCAGCUCAUCACUCAACUCCUGUCUGAUGCCACAUUCAUCUCAGUCCUCAUCCAGAAGCAGAUCCUCAAGAUUUUCCAUGCACUUGUACAGUAUUCAUUCCCUCUACAGCUGAUUAACAACACAGUCAUGACGCACUGGAUGGAGAUCCUACGGACUGUUGUGGAUCGGGACAUCCCUGCUGAAACUCUGGAAGCUGAUGAGGACGAUCGACCUGAGCUGAUUUGGUGGAAAUGCAAGAAGUGGGCUCUGCAUAUCCUCACAAGGAUGUUCGAGAGAUAUGGCAGUCCAGGAAAUGUAACAAAGGAAUAUGUAGAGUUUGCGGAUUUCUUCUUGAAGACGUAUGCUGUAGGCAUCCAACAGGUGCUAUUAAAGGUGAUGGAGCAGCACAGACAGCGGCAGUACGUGAGUCCUCGUGUCCUCCAGCAGACGCUGAGCUUCAUGACCCAAGGCGUUUCACAUUCACUCACAUGGAGACAGAUGAAGCCGCACAUGCAGACUAUAACUCACGAGCUGGUGUUUCCACUGAUGUGCUAUAAAGAUGAAGAUGAACGUCUUUGGCAGGAGGAUCCGUAUGAGUACAUCCGCAUGAAAUUCAAUGUCUAUGAUGAUCAUGUGUCUCCUGCCACCGCUGCUCAGACUCUAUUAUGCACAGCAGCCAGGAAGAGGAAAGAGGUUUUGCCGCAGAUGAUGGAGUUUUGCCAUCAGAUCCUUGUGGAUCCCAGUGCGGACCCCCGCAGGAAGGACGGGGCUCUGCAUGUGAUCGGAACUCUCGCUCAACCCUUGCUGAAGAAGCGAGUGUACAGGGACCAGAUGGAGCUCAUGUUACAAAAUUAUGUGUUUCCGCUACUUAACUCAAAUCUAGCCUACUUAAGGGCUCGGUCGUGCUGGGUGCUGCACUCUUUCAGUCCUCUGAAGUUUCACAAUGAGCUAGUCCUGAGGAACGCAGUGGAGCUGGUCAAGCACAACCUUGUGGAGGAUAAGGAGAUGCCAGUCAAAGUGGAGGCUGCCAUCGCCCUGCAGACGCUGGUCAGAAACCAGGAGCAAGCUAAGGUCUACAUCCGGCCCUUUAUCAGGCCUGUGAUGCAGGAGCUGCUGCACAUCAUCAAAGAAACCGAAAACGAUGACCUGACCGGCGUCAUUCAGAAGAUGAUCUGCGAAUACAGCGAGGAAGUGACCGUCAUUGCUGUGGAUAUGACACAGAACUUGGCGGAGAUCUUCAGCAAGAUCCUCCAGAGUGAAGAAUACGAGGAAAGUGAAGAUAAGACUGUGAUGGCCCUCGGUAUCCUCAGCACCAUAGACACCAUCCUCACUGUCAUGGGAGACCGCAAAGAGAUCAGUCAACAACUGGAGGGAAUUUGCCUGCAGGUGAUUGGUCUCGUCCUCCAGAAACCCAUCAUAGAGUUUUAUGAGGAGAUCUUGUCGCUGGCCUUUGGACUCACCUGUUAUUGCAUCUCCCCUCAGAUGUGGCAGCUGUUGGGGGUCCUGUAUGACGUCUUCCAGCACGACUGCUUCGACUACUUUACAGAUAUGAUGCCCCUGUUGCACAAUUAUAUUACCGUGGACACCAAUAUGUUGCUGUCAGAUCCAAAGUACCUGGAGGUCAUCUACACCAUGUGCAAAAAGGUUUUAACUAGUGAUGCUGGAGAGGACCCAGAAUGCCAUGCUGCCAAACUUCUGGAGGUCAUUAUAUUACAGUGUCGUGGACGCGGCAUUGACCAGUGUAUCCCUCUGUUCGUGGAGGCCGUGCUGGAGCGUUUAACUCGUGGUGUGAAGUCCAGUGAGCUGCGCACCAUGUGUCUGCAGGUGGUCAUCGCAGCUCUAUACUACAACCCAACACUGCUGAUCCACACACUGGAGAACAUCCGCUUCUCUCACAGUCCAGAGGCAAUCACAGCACAGUUCAUCAAUCAGUGGAUGAACGACACUGAGUUCUUUUUAGGACUACAUGACCGUAAGAUGUGCGUCAUUGGGCUCAGCAUUCUGAUGGAGCUGCCUAGCCGCCCCGCCGUCCUGGAGGAGGUAGCGGGUCAGAUCGUCCCCUCCGUCCUCCUCCUGUUCCUGGGUUUAAAGCACAUCUACGCCUCCCGAGUGCUUAACAAACCAGAGCAGUUCGGAAGAGCUCAAGGCUCAGAGGAGGAAGAGAAUGAGGAGAUUCCUAGCGAUGAGGAUGAGGUUGGAGAGAAAGGAGUAGCCCUGCAGCCGUCCGGCACUCCCACAGGAAACGACAAUGAGGAUGACGAUGAUGAGGACGAUGAUGAAUACUGGGAUGACGAGGCUCUUGAAGGGACCCCAUUAGAGGAGUACAGUACGCCACUAGACUGCGACAAUGGAGAGGAUGAAUACCAGUUCUUCACCGCCUCCCUGCUCCGUGUUCAGAGUUCAGAUGCAGGCUGGUAUCAGUCGCUCACGUCUCCUCUGAAUGAAGACCAGAGGAAGCAGCUGCAGGAGAUCUACAACCUGGCGCAGCAGAGGAGAAGCACAGGAGUCAAAGGACUGUGAGACGUGGCUGUUGUUCAGAGAGAUCUGACACUUUGGAUUUGGUUCUGCAAAGAGCUCAGACAGCGGAAACAGCCUGAACUCUGGUCGCAUUUCAGUCAGGAUGGGUGGCAUCUUUAACCCAGGACCCAAAGCAAGCUCUUCAGAACCAAGACUCUUAGCAGGAACUGGUCAGGAAGGACUUGAUGAGGUCAAAGAGGUUACUCUGGGUCCCUCAAACCUGUGUGUCUGCACAUCUGUACAGAACUGUGUGUGUGUGUGUGCAGAAGGAUUGUGUGUGUGUGUGUGUGUGAGUAAUUGAAUGUUAUAUAUUCUAUUUCUCUCAGUCUCUCCUCCAUUUGCUACGAGUCAGUAAGAAAACAGUGAGGAUGGACGGAUAUCGCUUAAGACUGACGCUCAGAUGGAGGGAUUUGCCAUGUUGGUCAGUGCCUUCAGAGAUGCAUAGGCAUUUUUCUGCCCGAACAGAUGAAAUGUUGCACUGGCUUGAUGUCAGAAGGACGAUGUUUAUAGCUGUCACAUGUUUGUAUGUUUCAAAGUUUGUUUUUGUAAUGGUCAGUUUUCAAAAUUAACUUAAGUCAUAAAGGUUAUAAUAACA